UAUACAGAAGCAAAAAAUGGCGUAUGCUGCAGUGAAGGUAACAAAGGUGGGGCUAGAAGAACCCCUAGAACAAAUUCACAAGAUUAGAAUCACUCUCUCUUCCAAGAAUGUUAACAACCUUGAAAAAGGUAUUGUUUUCUUUGCAAUUGGAUCAAGAAAUUUCGUUCGUUUACGUUCUGGCCUUGUUACAACAACCAAGGUUCUUCACAUUACGACAAGGAAGUCUCCUUGCGGUGAAGGCACAAACACAUGGGACAAAUUUGAGCUUCGUGUCCACAAGAGGGUCAUUGAUCUUUUCAGCUCACUGGAUGACGUGAAGCAAAUCACCUCCAUCACUAUCGAAUCUGGUGUCGAGGUUGAAGUCACCAUCGCUGACCCUUAA
Molecule: messenger RNA, 382 nt
Organism: Helianthus annuus (common sunflower)
Lineage: Eukaryota; Viridiplantae; Streptophyta; Magnoliopsida; Asterales; Asteraceae
Product: 40S ribosomal protein S20-2
Exons: 3
Coding region: 17-382 (121 amino acids)
Biological process (GO): translation
Cellular component (GO): cytosolic small ribosomal subunit; ribosome
Molecular function (GO): structural constituent of ribosome
Source: RefSeq, a predicted model, not a curated record